UCGCGCCCGGUUGUAAGAUGGCUGCUGCCGCCCAGCAGCCACCGCCCCGGAGGUUUCUUUAGAGCCUGAGGCUUCCGCGCAUUCCCGUUUACGACCGCCGCCUCCUUACCAUGAAGCCAGUGAGUCGCCGCACCCUGGACUGGAUUUAUUCAGUGUUGCUGCUUGCUGUCGUUUUACUCUCCUGGGGAUAUGUCAUCUAUGCCUCAACAGUAGCUGCUCAAAGACAGCUAAGGAAAGAAUACCCAGACAAAAUCUUCGGGAUGAAUGAAAACUUGUAGUUCUUUUGGAUUUAAUUAUCUGCAAUACAAUUCUUUUCUUCAUGCUUAUCUGACACCUAUGUAGAUUUAAAAGUAAAAUCCACACUUCCCAGAU
This is a messenger RNA of Urocitellus parryii (Arctic ground squirrel), 372 nucleotides long. It is a transcript of the gene Tzmp1, whose product is annotated as transition zone microprotein 1. The record is from RefSeq and is a predicted model, not a curated record. NCBI's taxonomy places the organism in Eukaryota, Metazoa, Chordata, Mammalia, Rodentia, Sciuridae.